AUCUGGGAUUAGUAGUUUAAAUUGAAGGUACUCGCUUCAUAUUUUAAAAGAACGACGUUUUUUACUUUUCAGAAAACUACGAAUCCCGGCAAACCCCAUCUUGCUUUCUGGUGUUGAUGUCAAUAUGGCUGCUGUCAGACAGACAAAGGCAAGCCAGUCUGGUUAGGGAAAACUACAGUAGGAUUCAUUUUUAAGAAAGCGGUACAUCAUUUUUUUUUUUUUUUUGGGGGGGGUAAUAAACAGUGCUAUAAUACGCGGAUUCUAUUUUAAAUUUGAUGUUAAAUGGUGUGGUGGAAGAAGGCCCAGGAUAUAUUAAAGAAUGUCUCACUACACAGACGAGCCGCGGUUCACUAUCGAGCAGAUCGAUCUUCUGCAACGUCUCCGCCGGACGGGGAUGACCAAACAUGAGAUACUGCAUGCCCUGGAAACACUGGAGCGUCUGGACCGUGAGCAUGGGGACAAGUUUGGACGCCGGCCUGCCUACAGCGGGACAAGCACCACCACUUCUGCCAAUAAUGUGGUGGCUUCCUCUUCCACCACCACCAUUGCCACGCAAACCCAGUACCGCGGGCUUUCACCCUCCCCGAGCAACAGCUACGACACCUCCCCGCCCCCUAGCAGCGCCACAGCCAAUCAGAAUGGUAAAGAGAGUAUGCCUGCCACCCCCAACGGGAAACUGUCACCAAGCAGAUACCCCGCCAGUAGUGUGGGUCAAAGGUCAUAUAGCUUUGAAGCCACAGAGGAUGAGCUGGACAUCGAUGACAAGGUGGAGGAACUCAUGAGGAGAGAUAGCAGCAUCAUCAAGGAGGAGAUCAAGGGAUUCCUGGCAAAUCGUCGGAUCUCACAGGCGGUGGUGGCUCAGGUGACAGGUAUCAGCCAGAGUCGUAUCUCCCACUGGCUGCUGCAGCAGGGCUCUGACUUGAGUGAACAGAAGAAGAGGGCUUUUUACAGGUGGUACCAGCUGGAGAAGACCAGCCCAGGCGCCACCCUGAGCAUGCGCUCUGCCCCCAUCGCCAUGGAGGACCCCGAGUGGAGACAGACCCCACCCCCGGUUAGCUCCACUCCGGGCAGCUUCCGGCUGCGUAGGGGCAGCCGCUUCACCUGGAGGAAGGAGUGCCUGGCUGUGAUGGAGAGCUAUUUCAAUGAGAACCAGUACCCUGAUGAAGCUAAAAGAGAAGAGAUAGCCAAUGCCUGCAAUGCUGUGAUUCAGAAGCCAGGGAAAAAGCUAUCAGACUUGGAGAGAGUCACCUCCCUGAAGGUCUACAACUGGUUUGCAAACCGACGGAAGGAAAUCAAGAGACGAGCUAAUAUUGAAGCAGCAAUCCUGGAGAGCCAUGGGAUUGAUGUGCAGAGUCCAGGAGGACACUCCAAUAGUGACGACAUUGAUGGCAAUGACUACUCGGAGCAGGAUGACAGCACCAGCCACAGUGACCACCAGGAUCCCAUCUCUCUAGCUGUGGAAAUGGCUGCUGUCAAUCACACCAUAUUAGCACUGGCGAGACAAGGCGGGGCCGGGGAGAUCAAGACAGAGGUGCUGGAUGACGACUGAGGUUCUCGCAUGAGGAACUUGGGGGGAGGGAGAGGAAGUUAAAGAAUACAUGGUGACCAAAACAAUUCUCGUUUAGCACCUUUGCAGAUCUGCUCUGUCCUGAAUUUCUCUAAUCCCCUUUCAGCAACGUAAUGUUUGUAACAUGAAUGUAUAUGCUCUUGUCCAUUUAAAAGAGAAAAACAAAAAAAGCGCACCCUGCUUACCUCGCAUUACAGAUAAAGGAUCCCACCCCUCAGUGAUUCCAGUGUCCUUGCGUUUGAUGUAAAUGUACUUCCUUUGCCUGUCUUUGUGUCUCAUUUAUCUGCCCAAAGUGAUAUGAAAACACAGACAGUACAGCCCAAGGUCCUGAGCCCCUUUGUCAGUCCCUGCUUCUCUCAAUACUAAAUACCAUACAGUUGGAACCCUUUGCGGUACAUUUAUUCAGUACCUGUCAGACGCGUCAGGUCCAAUUUAUUUUCACACUGUUUAAAAGUAAUUUUAUUCAUAGUAAAACAGGUUUAAAAGGCACUGCAUAUCAACAGGACACUCAGUACUGCACCUCCAGCCCCGCCCCACCCCUUGUUUGCUGUAUUUACAUAUCUCUUCAUAGUAGAGCAUACUGAUAAAUCAUCUCCUGAUCAUUCGUUUUAUCACCAAACUCCUCAAUAAUGCGAUUCAAGUCAUUAUUUUAUUACUAUAACAUCUCAAAAAAGCUUGGCAAAUGUCCGUGAUAUUCUUUGUUUGUUUAUGUUUGUGUUAUGUCUGUGGUGAAGGGACUAUGCGUAUUGCUCAGAUCUGCCUCCUUUUUUUUCUUUUCGGCUUCUCUCGGCCUCACUCGGCCAUUGAAAGCUUUUCUUAGCUUUUUCGGGAGAAAAAACAACUAGAGACCUGAGCUUGACGUCUUUUUGAUGAUGUCGGACAGGGUCCAACAUUGGACCGGAAAGGGUUAAAAAGGUAAAACCAUAGAAAUAAACAGUCAAAUGUAUUAUGUAAAGGCUUCUGCCUUGUUAUAAAAAAUAAUUUGCAGAAGCAUUUAUAUAGUGUAUUCUUAUUUUACCCCAGUAUUUAAAUAGGGAAUUUUUGUUUUGUUUUACGUGUUGGAGGCCUGGAAGAGAAACACUGCAGGCUAAUGGCAUUACUCCGGCUUCCUAUCAAAACUGAGAAACGUCUUGGGAUCUGUUGAUUUACAGUGCUUCCACUUCUACAGGAAAUUACCUGUGUUUACAGUGUAUAGAAAAGCGUUUAAGUGUUUUUUUUUUUUUCUUAGACUAAAAUCGUAAAGAUCCCAGCCCACAUCAGGAACCUCAUUGUGUAGUACAGUUGUAGUGCAGCAGGUUAAUAACCAACAUGGUGCUAACUGUUCCUCUUGGAAACUACUGUACACUCUGCUUAUGAUAAAAAUAUAUAAAAAGAAAAAAAACCUGUGGAAAUCAAAAUCCAGGUUUCCAGCACACAUCUGGCUAAUGACCUGACAGUCAACUAUUUACCUUAAUGUAAUGGUUCUCAAACCUUUUCUAGUUGGGAUUUAAGGUGACUGGUCUGCUGAUUUAAUAAAUUAUAGAAAUAACCAAUUGUAGAUUUGUAUUACUAAACAUUAAAUACAUAAAUAACAAAAAUACAUACUGUAUUUGAUAAGUAUUAAAAAUGACAUUGCACUGUAGUCAUUACUUAUAGUAGGGUCUGCUUGUGAUUUUGCAGUCCUCCAGGUGAGCCCCAGUUCCUUGCUUUGAGAACCACUGUCUUGAUUAGUACUGUUGAUCUGAGUUGAUCAUCGUUUUAAUGAGAUUGCAACUGGGAGUCUGGUUUAAGGUUUUGAAUUGUCAUUGUGAUUCUACUGUCUAUUCCCUGGAGGCCACAGCUUGUUAAGAGGUUUGCAAUAUGAAUGCAGUAGCCAUCAUCUGCUUUCUUGAUUAAGAAGUGGCCCUGGAUAAGGGCGUCUGCUAAGAAAUAAAUAAUAAUAAUAAUUAAGAUUUGUUUGAGGAAAGGGGAUGAUAGCCAAUUUGUCAGCCUCCUAAUCCUAGCUGAUUCGGGUGAGGUUUCUGUUGUUGCCUUGAGCACCGAGGAUCCCUUUCACUAUGCCACCCACCUCAAGGGUUCUCAGGACAUCCUUUCACUAACCCUAUAGACACUUAAUACCAUUUUAUUAACCCAUUUUAAAAGCAUCUGUGGAAAUCACACAGACUAAACAGCAUUAAAAAUAUAAUGAACAUUGGAUGUGGAAUGUCUCUGCUGUUACAAUAUGUGCUGCUCAGCCCAAAGGGCCACACUGCAGCAUCUGUGAGGGAGCCCGCAGUUGCUGCAGUUUCACCUCUCCCAGCAGACAAGAUAGAUACACAAAUAUGGGAAGGGGGUAUUUUGAGGAGUGCUAUGGAAUGCAAGGCAAGGAAGAAGAUAGUGAAGGAAGUGUCUAUACCAGUAUAUAUAGAAAACUGGGGUUCUGCAGAUUAACAUUUAUGGAGGGAUUUGAUCAUUCAAGGGGUGGGGAUCAAGUCCCUAAAACCCCACCCCACAAAUGGCGUGAUUGAAGGCCCCUAGGAUGCUGCUUUUAAUGUGAAAUAACCAAUUUUUUUUUUUAACAAAAGUAAUAGCUAUUGAAUGCCAGCUAAGCUGAUUGGUAAAUAUUUCCUCUGCUUCAGAGCUAGAAGUGCUUUGAAUCUCUUGCUAUCAACUAACCUAGCGCUUGGUUCUGUAUCAAAUAUGUAUCUUUAAAAAAGCAGACUGUUUGAAAAUCAGACAAAAUGUAUUUUUUGUUUUUGUAAUUUUUUCUGCUAAGCAGAAAGGGAUGUAGUCAUAGAACAAUGUUAGAGAUUUUUGUUUGUUUGUUUUUUCAUUUAACCGUUAUGUUUGUGUUUUUACGUUUUGAUGAAAUGUCAAUCUGCCCGUUUGUGUAUAACUAAGAUAUUGGGGUUAAGGCAAAGCACCACUUCUCAGGAUAACAUGGAGCCCUUUGAUGCCCCUUUAACUUCUUAGAAGGGGAAACCAACUGACCAGAGUAACCAUGUGACUGCUUAGAAAAAAAUAUCAGUUUUCACUUUUUAUUUUCUCAAUCUAUUUUGGGGGGCUGUUCCCUUUCAAGUACGAAAUGUAACCACUACUAAAUGGGUGUUUUACCUUCUAAAGACCCCGAAACCUGAAUAGUAUAUACCAAAGCCGCUCGACAAGCCUGUGACGCAGUCAUGCCCGCCCCCAAGGGUAGAAAGGAAUUGCACACACAGAUCUCGGCGUCAUUUUUCCUUUCAAGACUGACCUAACAGGGGAGCCUGGUAUCAGAUAAGUACUUGUUGCUUAUGACUAUAAUUUGUGCUAAUUAUUGAUUUUUUUUUUUUUACAUAAUUUAUGCAAUAUUUUAUUUAUGCUGUAAUAGUUUUUUUUAUUAUAAUUAUUAAUUCUGCGUAUAUUGUGCACUACAGCCUGUUGUUUGGGAUCAAGCAACAUAAGUCGGCUGACCUUGUCUCACCGGCUGAAGUUAAAUAAAAAUUUUCGUUUUAAGUUACAAGACGUUUAUUUUCAGAACUGUAAUUGUGUUGUUAUUGUUUUCUGUGGAGAAAUAUUUUUGGUAUUUUCUGUGGGUUUUUUUACAGAAAUACGCGCUUCUGUUGAGAUUGCUAGCAGUCUCAUUCCACAGUAUCUCGCUACCAUUUUGGUGACUGCCUUUGCAUCACUAUUACAAGGGCUGUUUGUACCUCUUAACAAGCAGGCUUCUGGUGUAGGUACUGACUGUGUGGUUUUGCCUGUAGCUUGGUACAGGUGGGCAUCCCUGUACAGUGCUACCCGCGGUAACUGCGAACUGGUAGAUCCGUAUCGGUACCGAGGUCACCGCUCCGUUCCCGACCCGGUACCGCACCGCACCAACCCGGUGCUACAGUCACCAAACCAGUACCGUAUCGUCCCUGUUUCUACCUGAACUGUACUGACCCAGUGCUAAAAUCACAGAACCGGUACUGUCCCGUUUCCAACCCGCUACCAACCGGUGCUUACAUCCCUGGUCCGGUACCAAGCCAGUCUUGUUCUGGUCUUGACCUGCCCCGUUGCUGUCUAUAAGCAGACUGAGGCAGCACCUGUACAUUGUUUACUGUACACUACAUUGCUACUUGCAUCAUGCCUGGGUUUGAUCCCUGCAACACAUGCAAGGCCAGGCUACCUGUUUAAGACAAGCACAGCAGAUGCUCUUCCUGCCUGGGGCCAGAGCAUGUCAAGGAGGCACUGACUAACUGCAUUUUCUGUGAGUUUUGUGCGUCUUUCUCCAAGUGCACGCUGGAGAAACGUCUCUCUUGUGGCUCUACAGAGUGCUCUGCUUCCCUUACACCUGCACAGCGCUCUUCCCCAUCACCCUCUGGUAUAGAGGUGGCUGCAUCCUCACCCCAUGGCUCUGUACCAAGGGAGAUUGGACCACGCAGAAAACCGUCUUCACGGUCUUCCUCAUUUUCCUCUGCCUCUCCUCCCCCAAGGAAGAAGAGGUUGCCAUUCCAAGCAUUUGGCAGACAGAGCAGAUGGAGAAGCUCUGGGCAGCUCUUUCCCAUCAAGGGUGCUAUGAGCGCAGAUUGGCAACAGGGUGACAGGCUGUCCAUUGCCACCUCCUGAGGAGAUGGGCGAACAGGAGCUGUCGUUCCCGUCCUGAGGAUGCGGAGUCAGAGAGCACAUCACCUGCGGUUAAGCUCUCCCUGUCGUCAGAGCUUCUAUUGCUGAUCAAGAGGGCCACUGCAAUAUUGCAGUACCACCUCUCCCAAUGCCCCACCAGUGCACCCAGAUUUUCUUUUUGAGAUCCAGUCGUCAUGGGGUCACCCAGCUACAGCCCCUGCUGUUUCCUGGUCGAUGUACACCCUUUAUAGGGUGCAUAUGCGGAGAAGCUGGGCCUGGCCCAAUUUCUGCCGGUGGAGGCAUCAAUUGCCUCUUGUUACAGGCUUCUAAUUUAGCACUCCUGUCCAAGGACGCUAUCUGCCCCAACAAGCAGUGCUGGGUCUGUGGAGUAGUGGUUAGGGCUCUGGACUCUUGACCGUAGGGUCGUGGGUUCAAUCCCCGGUUGGGGACACUGCUGCUGUACCCUUGAGCAAGGAACUUUACCUAGAUUGCUCCAGUAAAAACCCAACUUUAUAAAUGGGCAAUUGUAUGUAAAAAAUAAUGUGUUAAUAAAUAAUGUAAUUGUAUGUAAAAAUAAUGUGAUAUCUUGUAACAAUUGUAAGUCGCCCUGGAUAAGGGCGUCUGCUAAGAAAUAAAUAAAUAAUAAUAAUAAUAAUAAUAAUAAUCCUCAAGUGUGCCUAUUCAGCCAGUGCGCUCGCCACACGGCUGGGCAACUAUAAUAUUAUUCUGGUAGCCUGACAGUCUUAUUUUCUGAGGUUCCUCUCUGACAGCCACAGCCCCUCACCACUACAACUGGAUGAGCUGCUUCUGGUUAAUAAGAACCUGCUCCGUCUAUCAAAAAUUAAUGGGCAGACUGUAGGCAGGAAUAUGGCUGCAUUGAUGCAAGUGCAUGUAGGCAUUUUUGGCUUUUCCCAGGCACGCAUGCCUUAUGGGGACAAAGCACUGCUGUUGGAUGCCCCUGUUACACUGGGGCACACGUUUGGUCCUGCUGUGGACGAGAUGCUGCAGCGCUCUCAGCACGCAUGGGAAUUGGCUGGUUCACCCGCUUCCCAAGCGAUCACCUCCAGUGCGCAAACCAGCAGCAAACUGGCUCCCAAGGCCCCAGCAUCCUCAGCCUCGGAGACUUUAAGCGACAAGCCGAGCAGCAGCCCUAGGACUUUGCUGCCACAGGUCCAGACGCCUUUCUCAGGGAACCCUGUGGAGUAUUGGCAUCAGUGCACCAUAGACAUCUGGGUGUUUACUACCGUUCAAACCGGCUACUCACUGCAGUUUGGGGCGUAACUCCAACAAGACAUGGUGCUGUCUCGGGAGGUAGUUCCAUGUCUUGCCAUUUGGCCUCUCUCUAGCUCCCUGUGCCUUCGAGCAUGGACGCUAUUCUGGCCCCAUUGAGACUCAAAGGCAUCAGAGUGCUCAACUGGCUCAUUUGUGCUCCAGUCUCCAGCACAGGCAGAGGCCCACACGGAACUUGUCAACGACCACCUUCAACGGUUGGGCAUUACGGUGAAUCAUGUGAAGAGCCAGCUCACGCCUUCUCAGACAGCCUCCUAUCUAGGAGUGUGCUUGCUCGGACGGCAGAGUGCAGAGAAUAGCAUUGUGGGGGGGUUAUAUUUGAUUUUGAUAUAUUUGAGUUUUGAGGCUGAGAAGACCCUGCCAUAGGUCUUCUGCGCAUGCACCCUCUACAGGCCUGGUUUAACACCAGGGUUUUUUAGCCUGUGUUGAACCGCGACUGUCCGUAGACAGUGUCUCAUCACUGUCUAAAGGCACUCUCUUGGUGGAAACAGCAGGCCCAUCUGGGUAGUGUCACUAAAAGGGAGGUCACCACCACAGAUGCAUCCAGCCUGGGCUGGGGCACUGUGAGGAAUGGCACGGGUGCGCAUGGUGUAUGGAACCACCCUUGGCAGGGCCUCCACAUAAAUGUUUUGGAGCUGCAGGCAGUUGCAGGAGGUUCGAGGGAGAUAUGUGCUUGUCCAUACAGACAACACAACAGUGGUGGCUUACAAGCUUUUGUUCUGGGCACACAAGAGCCUCUCAUUGCGGUCAGUACAUCUGCCCAGAGUGACAAACUGGGUGGUGGACCUCCUCUCAAGGGGAGUUCCCAGCGCCUCAGAGUACAGGCUUCACCCCAAGGUGGUGAGCCUCAUUUGGGAGAGGUUCGGGAGAGCAGCGAUAGAUCUCUUUGCCUCUUGGAAUCAACCCACUGUCCCCUCUGGUUCUAGGAGGCAGGGACAUGCUGGUAGUAGAUACCUUGGCACACCAUUGGCCAAGGCAACUGUUAUAUGCCUUCCCACCGCUCGCCCUGCUCCCUCUGUGUCUGGAGAAAAUCAGGCAGGACCGGGCCAAGAUACUCCUAGUAGCCCCUUAUUGGCCCAGGAGACUGCCCAAGCGCCGCCACCUGCUCAGUCAGGCACAGGGGACCUUAUGGCAUCCCGACCCAUCGAGCCUGCAGCUCUGGUGCUGGCCCCUGAAUGGCUGCAUUUGAGCCACCUGGGUCUGUCUAAUAGGGUUAAAAUGCCAGAGCAGCGUCCACAUGUUCCCAGUAUGGGUACAAGUGGGGCAUCUUUCAGACGUGGUGACUUGUCCCAUGGCAAUAAUACUGCAAUUUUUGCAGGGCCUGUUUGACUAGGGGAAAUCCGGCAUAGACAAGGUCUAUCUGGCAGCCAUUUCAGCUUGCCAUGUCAAAAUUGGAGCUCACGUCCUGGUGGUGCAAUUUUUGAAAGGAGCUCGGUGGCUUUGGCCGUCUAUGAAGAAUAUUGUUCCUCGCUGGAGGCUUAACGUGGUGCUUUAUGCACGCAUGAAGCCUCCAUUUUAGCCCUUGCAUUCAGCUGAGCUGAAAUUUUUAUUGCUUAAAGCGACUUUCUUGUUUGCAAUCACCUCCGGAAAGCAGGUGAGUGAGAUGCAGGCAUUCUCAAUUGUGAAAGCCUGCUUAAUUUUUACAGAAGCUAGUACAAAAGUUACGCUUCAUACCAAUCCUGCUUUUUUGCCUAAAAUCUCGGCAUUUCAUGUCAACUUCCUUUCAAGUCUGACAGAGAGUGGCAUCUCCAUACGCUCUGUCCAGUGCGGGCACUCCCGUAUUAUGUUGACAGGACGAAAAGUUGGAGGCAGUCCGAACAAUUUUUUGUCUGCUAUGGAAUGAAGUCCCAUUGGCAAGCCCUGUCUAAAUAGAGGCUGUCCAAAUGAAUAUCAGAUACAGUCAAGCCAACUUGCCCCCCUCCAGAAAAGCUCACUUCCCACUCCACCAGGAGCAUGGCAACUUCAUGGGCUUUGUUCCAGGGUGCAUCUGUCAAAUACAUAUGCAAUGCAGUGGUGUGGGCUACUCCCCAUACCUUCACUAGGUUCUACAGACUAAAUGUUUUGGAUUCUGAAAACCCUGGCUUCAGAGUGUUAAGGGUGGCUUCUCAGUCAGCCCUUACAACAUAGGCAUAGAGGUGAGUUUCUCCCUCAAUUUUUUUAGCCCUACCUACUUGUUACUGGGGUUCCAUAUGGUAACGCACAGGUCAGCCUCUCAGCUUAGCCUUGUGGUAUUCCGGUCAUUUGCCAAUCUUGCCCUUGUGACGGCUUGGGUACAUCACCCAUUAGGUAAUGGUUACAUUUCGUACUUGAAAGGUAAUGUUAGGUUAUUAUCAUAACCCUGGCACCCUGAAAUAGAAAUGUAAACAUUAACCUUCAAGGUCACUGCAUCCAUGAUUACAGCAGGCUUGAAGGAAAAAUGAUGCAGAGAUCUGUGCAUUCAGUCCUUUGUACCCUCGGGGACGGUCAUGACUUCGUCACAGAUUCGAACAAGCAGCUUUGGUAUAGAAUAUUCAGGGAGGUAAAACACCAAUUAGGUAAUGGUUACAUUUCUUUCAGGGAACGUUUUUACUCUUAAGCUGCACUGACACCUAGUGAAUUGAAAUUGUAUUUACAAGAAUGGCUUGGAUUACAAGAAUGAUUGGAGAGAUAUUGCACUUUCUUAAAUAUUACAUUUUUAAAACCAUAUUUAAAAUUUUCGCCUAUAAUAACAGCCAUCUACUUUUUCUUUCUUACCCAAUUGCUGGCCUUUUCGAAUUGGCCUAAGUUCAUGGUGCUCAAGUAUCUUAGUGACCUGGUCUGUCUAAUUACAUUUCGGUGCCUUGAGAUCCGCAGUUACUGCUUUUUCGUCUAUGGCCAGUUAUAAGGGUUUCACAUCUGUUUCCUAUCUGAAACUCAAUCCUUAACAAAAAAAAAAGCACUUGUUCAACUUGUCAGGAUCUCCUUUCAUAAUAGGGACUAUAAGUUAUGUUUUGCAUUUGCAUAUAGCCAUAUGCACAUGUUUGUAUGGCUGUACAAAUUGAUUAUACACUUCAGCGCCUUUCAUCCCACACUAUCUCAAAGCGCUUUACAUGGUGGUUAAAACAGAAAAGUCUGCAGCAUCAAAAAAUAGGAAAAAUAUAUUUGUAAUUCAGGUUAAAAAAAAAAAAAAAAAGGCUA
Acipenser ruthenus (sterlet) is the source of this 10552-nucleotide messenger RNA. Its product is annotated as homeobox-containing protein 1. The transcript has 9 exons. Gene Ontology annotation, molecular function: double-stranded telomeric DNA binding. The coding region runs from base 320 to 1549 and encodes 409 amino acids. Gene Ontology annotation, cellular component: nucleus. Gene Ontology annotation, biological process: positive regulation of DNA-templated transcription. The record is from RefSeq and is a predicted model, not a curated record. NCBI's taxonomy places the organism in Eukaryota, Metazoa, Chordata, Actinopteri, Acipenseriformes, Acipenseridae.